This is a messenger RNA of Sporothrix schenckii 1099-18, 1626 nucleotides long. Its product is annotated as 4-coumarate--CoA ligase. The record is from RefSeq and is a predicted model, not a curated record. Lineage: Eukaryota; Fungi; Ascomycota; Sordariomycetes; Ophiostomatales; Ophiostomataceae. Gene Ontology annotation, biological process: secondary metabolic process. The transcript has 2 exons. Gene Ontology annotation, molecular function: CoA-ligase activity. The coding region runs from base 1 to 1626 and encodes 541 amino acids.
AUGACCCCGAUCAUCUCAGACGUCGUUGUUCACUUGCGCACGGAUCGCUCCGUGACGCAGAUGAUGCUAGAGAACCCGUGCAAUGCUGACCCAUCCAACAUUGUCUGCGAGGACACAUUGACGAGCAAGACGGCCACCUACAGCAGUGUUCGAGCAGAUGCGUUUACAGCCGCCCAUGCUCUGCGGCACCGGCAUGGUUUGGUAGCUGGUGACGCUGUGACCAUAAUGGGCCGUAGCCAGGUCGACUAUAUUUUGGCCGCCCACGCUGUCUGGGCCGCCGGCUGCGUUGUGAGCACCGUCAACCACUCUUCGGCGCCCAAGGAGAUUGUACACGCCCUUAAAAUUAUCAAGCCGCGUCUGUUGAUUGUCGACGUGGCCGUGUUGGACAAGGUGCGGCGUGCACUUGCGGGACUUGACGGAUGCCCCGCGGUUAUGACCCUGGUCGAGCGCAUCCCAGACACGCCACUCUUCCCCGACGACCUGCUAGCGAACGAGCGCAUCGAUCCCUCAGCCUAUGUUCUCGACGGCCGCGACGCACGCACUGUCUGUGCAGCCGUCGUGCUGUCGAGCGGUACAACGGGCCUGCCCAAGGCGGUUAUGCUGUCGCAUCACAACCUGGUCUGCAUUUCCGAGAUGCUGCGGGCGCACAACCCCGACAACUGGCGGGGGAACCAACGAGAAGUUUUCUUUCCGCCACUCUCCCACAUCUACGGCCUGUAUGUGUGUGCCCUCAUGGCGCCGUGGCUCGGCUCAUACGUCUGCAUGGUGCCGUCAUUUGACGUCGAGACGUAUUGCCGGCUCAUGCACGAGAAGCGGGCAACCCUGGCGCGUCUGGUGCCACCGGUCGCUCUGGCCCUCGCAAAAUCGCCUGUUGUUCUGAACUAUGCGUACCCCGACCUCGAAUAUUUUUCGUGUUCAGCGGCGCCACUGUCCCCUGCCGUGGCCAACCUCCUGCGCCGGCAGUUCCCCGGCGUGAGCCUUUGUCAGACCUAUGGGUGCACCGAGCUAGCGUCCUGUGUCGCCCAGAGCGGCGUGCGUGACCGCCACAAAGCACCACUCAUUGCGGCGGGCACGCUGCUGGCAAAUAUGCACGUUCGCUUUGUCAACGAACAGGGGCAAGACGUGAUGCCACCCGUGCCGGGUGAGAUUUGCGUCUCGUCGCCGACAAUCAUGAUGGGCUACAAGGACGACCCAGCCGCGACGGCUGCGGCGAUGUUAGAGCCUGGGUGGUUUCGUACGGGUGAUGUCGGCUAUUUGGACGCCAACGGCUACUUGGUAAUUGUGGACCGGCUCAAGGACGUGAUAAAAUACAAGGGGUUCCAGGUCAGUCCCAGCGAGCUUGAAGAGGUGCUGUUCCAGAACCCUGCCAUUCGAGACGUUGGCGUGACAUCGGUGUGGGACGACGCCCUGGCCACGGAGCUGCCGUGCGCCUUUGUGGUGCCGCGUACGGGCAAGGGCACGGACGCUCUGGCCACGAGCAUUAAGAAUAUGGUGGCGAGAAAAGUGGCUGGUUACAAGAAGCUGACCGGUGGAGUGUAUUUUGUGGAUGAGCUACCGCGCAACCCGACGGGCAAGUUGCUGCGGCGGGAGCUGCGCAAGCUUGCGCAGACGAAGGCGCGGUUAUAG